Homalodisca vitripennis (glassy-winged sharpshooter) is the source of this 768-nucleotide messenger RNA. RefSeq lists its product as uncharacterized. The record is from RefSeq and is a predicted model, not a curated record. NCBI's taxonomy places the organism in Eukaryota, Metazoa, Arthropoda, Insecta, Hemiptera, Cicadellidae. The coding region runs from base 169 to 702 and encodes 177 amino acids. The transcript is spliced from 5 exons.
ACGCUGCCUCAGGCGAGACUACGUAAGCGUGUAGGAGCUUUUUCACUAGCGUUAAUUAAGUUUACUUUAUUUAUAAUUUAUUUCUUAAGGAACAUAAAUUUUCUUCCUGUAUAUGUAGUGUAAAAGCUGAUUAUAUAUCAUACUGGUGUCACAGCGAGAAAAGAGAACAUGGUGUUACGCAUAUUCUUUUUGCUAGCGCUCGCUGGUGUUUUCCUCCAGUCGGCACAAGCCUCGAAGUGUGACUCGAAGAUAAUAGCAAAAAUAAAGGAGUAUUGGGGCGAAAAUGUUCCUCCGUAUCUCAUACCUACGGCUAUAUCAAAUGUAAAAGAAGUAGUGAUCGGAACCACACACGAUUACUACGCAGAAGGCACGAAGUGUGUUUACUCGUUUUUCAUGGUGGACAGGGUGUUAAUAGUUUAUGUCUUCGAGAAUGGAACGACAUCAGCUGUAAAUAUGCCUGUCGUUGAAAGUGAAGGAACCACCUAUGCUCCUGACUCAAACACGGUGAGGUACCACGUGUUCACCAAGUGUGGAGUGACAGGUCUUUAUACCUGUUCGAAAGAUGGGAAAGAGGGUCCUGCCAAAGGGCUGGUCAAAGUGAAGUACAGUAAGUACGAUCCUGCUGAUGUCGAGGAAGCUAAAGAAGUCCUGAAGUCCAUUGGCGUCGAGAUAACAGAUGAGUAUCCGGACCAUUGUUGUUAAAACACUGAACGUGCUGGAAUAAUGGGAAUAAAAACAUUUUUACAAAUAUAGCGUCUUGUAAAUGAA